Molecule: messenger RNA, 540 nt
Organism: Talaromyces rugulosus
Lineage: Eukaryota; Fungi; Ascomycota; Eurotiomycetes; Eurotiales; Trichocomaceae
Exons: 1
Coding region: 1-540 (179 amino acids)
Source: RefSeq, a predicted model, not a curated record
AUGACAACCACAUAUGUGAAUCAUGACCGUCAAAACUCAACCCAGGACAUCACACGUCUACUAAACAACAUUGCCUUUGCCGAAGAUAUACUCGACAUGGAUCUAUUCCAGAACUGCUGGGCGUCCGAUCAGCCAAUCGAACUCGACCUCACAGGACAUCUGAGCCAUUAUGAGAAGCAGCACAUAGCAUCCAAGGACCUGGCAGCGAUGGUGAAAAGAGCACUGAGCGGCUUCGAAGGAACGCAGCACGUCCUAUCCAAUUUUAUGAUCGACAUUGACUCCAACGAUGAGAACAAGGCCGUGGCUCGGGCGUACGUGACUGCAUAUCAUUAUCUCCAAAGAGACUCAACAUCCAGAGAGAAAAGGGCGAUUAUGCGUGGUAUGUGGAAUGUACGCGUGAGAAAGAAUCCGUCAUCGGGGAGAUGGGAGGCCAUCGGGAUCAAGGUUGAUCGCUUUGUGCCCAUUGAAGGGGACGAAACUCUUUACGAUGAAGCAAAGUCUCGCCAUGACCAAGGCAAGGGCCGGGCAGUUGUAUCAUAA